AUCAGUAGUAAGAAAUUUAGGACGUGGUGGAAUUAUGCUGCAGGGUGGAAGCUCACGCAUUUUUGGUCUAGGCGCGAAGCGAUGGAUUCAAUCUGGUGGUGAAAAGAUAACUAUAUUAACAUCAAAAGAAACAUUUGAUGAAAAAGGAAAAAAAUUAAAAGAUCAUAAAAAGCCAACACAUUCUGACGCCGAUACGCAUCCAAUAACCCAAGCAAUCCUCGAUAGACACGCUCAAUAUUCAUUAAACACCUACGUUCGCCCUCCAUUAAUUUUCACGCAUGGCAAUGGUUGUUACCUGUAUGAUUAUGCGGGCCGAAAAUAUUUAGAUUUUACUGCUGGAAUUGCAGUCAAUGGAUUAGGCCAUGCUGAUCCCGAACUUUCGACAAUAGUCCACGAUCAAACACAACGAUUAAUACAUCUAUCCAAUUUGUAUCAUAAUGAAUACGCGGGUGAGCUGGCUGAAAUGUUGGUAAAAGCCACGCGAGAAAAUGGUGGAUUCGAUGCAGCCAAAGUAUUUUUCUCAAAUUCAGGAACUGAGGCCAAUGAAGGCGCAUUGAAAUUUGCAAGAAAAUGGGGAAAAUCUAUUGCAAAAGAAAUUGGAGUAGACGAGAAUGAAAAAUACAGAAUUAUAUCAUUUAAUAAUGGAUUUCACGGAAGAUCUAUGGGUGCAUUAUCUGUGACACCAGCUCCCAAAUAUCAAAAGCCAUUUUCACCGUUAAUUCCUGGCGUUUCUCAUGCUCCAUUCAACGACGUGACAAAGAUUAAUGAAUUUAUUACGAGAGAGACUUGUGCCGCUAUUAUCGAACCAAUUCAGGGUGAAGGUGGUGUUUUUGAGGCGAGA
Ambispora gerdemannii is the source of this 841-nucleotide messenger RNA. NCBI's taxonomy places the organism in Eukaryota, Fungi, Glomeromycota, Glomeromycetes, Archaeosporales, Ambisporaceae. The record is from the annotation of a GenBank genome assembly.